AAAUCUCGCCGUUUCUGCUUGGAUUCACGCAUUUCCUGGUCGCCGUUACGACGAGAAGCGCGGCGAAAGCGUUCAGCUGAAGUGACCGCUGCUCGUCGUGCGCUGAUCGUCGUUGCGGACUCGUCUUCAGCAGCUCGUCGUUGCUUCUCCUCGUCGCUCCUCGUUUCCUUGUUCUCUGCUCACUGUUCGCUAUACGCCGCUCUCGUCGCUGUUCGCUGUCCGUCUUUUCAAGAUUUGCUAACACCUGCACCUUCCACCGUGGCUCAACAUCCGCCACGACAUCCGCGACGACGUUCGCGACGGCAUCCGCGACGGUAUCCGCGCGUCGACGCUCGCGACAACAUUCGCGACAACAUUCGCGACGACAAUCGCAGUGAAGUCCAUCCCGACCGUUGACGCUGGGCUUCGCGGAGUCGCUGACCCCUGUCUCAAGACGUUCUAACAUCUACACCUUCCGCCAUGGCUUUACACCCGCCACGACGCUCGCCGCGAUGACGUUUGUGGCGACAUCCGAGACGACUUUCGCGACGACAUUCGCGACGACAUUCGCGACGACCUUCGUGACGUCGUUCGCGAGGUCAUUCGCGACGGUGUUCGCUCUGGAUUCCAUCUAGGCUGUUGACCCCUGUCAACGGGGAUUCGCGGAGUCGCUGACCCCUGUCUCAAGGAGUCAGGGCGUUGGGCAGCGGCAGAAGGAAGGCAGUGGCAGAGGCAAGGGAGCAGCACACAAGCAGCAUGUGGGUAUCCAGCCGGCAAGGGGGGUAUCGGCCCAUGCAACGCAUCAGCUAAGUACUCUCACCUCCCUGCUCCCUCGCUAUUUAUGCCACACCAUGCCACACCAUGCCACACCAUGCCACACCAUGCCACGCCAUGCCACACUAUGCCACACCAUAGCACACCAUGGCACACCAUGCCUGCACAUGCUUCAAAACUGGGCCACUUGUUGCAACUGAUCUCAUUGGGCACAGACCAGCCACUUGGUGAUCCCCCCCCUGGUUUUGACCAUUGGUAUUCCCCUUACCCAG
This is a messenger RNA of Closterium sp. NIES-67, 1025 nucleotides long. NCBI's taxonomy places the organism in Eukaryota, Viridiplantae, Streptophyta, Zygnematophyceae, Desmidiales, Closteriaceae. The record is from the annotation of a GenBank genome assembly.